Neospora caninum is the source of this 2550-nucleotide messenger RNA. Its product is annotated as Protein arv1, related. The transcript has a single exon. Gene Ontology annotation, biological process: intracellular sterol transport; regulation of plasma membrane sterol distribution; sphingolipid metabolic process. Bases 1 to 2550 code for a protein of 849 amino acids. Lineage: Eukaryota; Apicomplexa; Conoidasida; Eucoccidiorida; Sarcocystidae. Gene Ontology annotation, cellular component: Golgi apparatus; cortical endoplasmic reticulum. The record is from RefSeq and is a predicted model, not a curated record.
AUGGUGGUAUGUGUGGAGUGUUCGGUUCCCCUCUCGUCGACAUGUCGGCGCUUCCCACCUCACUUCCAAAACAUUCGCCUGACGCGAUGUGCCGCGUGCGGCAAGACCGCUGACAAGUACGUCGAGUACGAGGUCCUCCUGAUUUUCAUCGACUUGCUGCUUCACAAACCGCAGGCGUACCGCCACCUCAUCUUCAACCGCCUGCCGUACGCGGAGACCGGCGUCCCUCCCUCCGUGCGCAAUUUCGCCGUCGUCUGCAUCCUCUUUGACACCUACACGCGCUGGUUCCUCCUGCACGCGAGCUUGGCUGGAGUGUACUUCCAGCACGCCAAAGAACGGACUGCUGCCCAGGACGACGCCUCCCGCGGAGAGCGGCCGCCACCCCGAGGCGUGGGACCGACUUCUGGUGAGAAACCGUGGUCUCUGGCUGCAGAGGAGCUACCAGACCCAGCAGCGGCUCAACGCCAGGUCGUGUUCCGUCGCAGCUCUCAGGAGGCCGGGCGGCCGUGUUUGCCUGCCGAGCGGGAUACCGCCCGCGUUUCCUGCCAAGAACUGAGUCUCGGGGAUCCGGGGCGCGAAGGCCACGCAGGACCCGCGGCGUCCUUCGCGGUACGGUCGGGGAAAGGCGAGCAGGCCGAGGGCGAAGCUCUCUGGCGGACCUCGUCGCUCUCUGUGUUUACCGGAGCUCUUUCUCCGCUGGACUACGAAACGGGAGACAGCGUCUCGGUGGGACGUGGACGUCGCCGCUGGAGGCGCAGCUUUGCCUCUGAAAACGUGUCCGGGUCUGUGGACGCCGAGCCGUCCAGCGCGUCGCCGGACCUUUCGCGCCGGACCCGACGCAGAAAGAGGCGCCCGUUCUGGUGCUCGCCCUUUUAUCUCGGCGUCGGGGUCGCGACCUUUGUCGCCUUCAGUCUCUUUUCGUCCGGGAGAGACCGCUCCCGGCUCUGCUCGCUCGCUCCACUCCACUUGCUCCGGACGUCAGACGCGCUGUCCGCGCGUGCACAGCGGCCGCUGCCGUCAGAGUGGCAUGUGCUGCCUCCGGGGGCUCUCGCGCCCCCCGCCGAGAGGCGCGUCGGCCUUCACACAGAGAAAUCGCUUUUAGCGGGAGGCGGGAGGCGCGCGCCUUCUGUAGAGGCGAUCGCUGCCCCGCACGUCUUGUUUGCCGCUCCUCCAGCGGCCUCCCUUUGCCUGGGCGACGACAGCCGAAACAUGCCUCUCUGCCCGCCAGCCCUGCAGUGGGACAGCGAAGCUGAGAGCACAACCCCCUCGCUGCCCCGCGAGCGCAGCCCAGGAAGCGACGGUCCCGUGUCGCAGGCCGACGUGCAUGCAGACGUGCUGCGGUGGCUGCUGCAAAGCAGCCCCUUGGCUGCCUGGGAUCUUCAGGUCUUCAUCAUCGCGCAGUGCACGCUGGACUUCUUCGUCUAUCUCUUUUCUGCGAUUGUUUUCACCUGGCUCUUCGUUCGGUGGCACUACGGCUCACACGUCUACCGCGGGUGGGAGGACGCCGCGCGCAGGGCCGAAGGCGGGCGGCCUGGACGGCGGGUCUCGGGUGGCUCUCGAGACUGGAAGGCGAGCGCUCGAAAAGGGGCGCGGAACGGCGGCGCGCGCUCCUGCCUCUGCGCCGUGGACGCGUUCGCAAGGCCCUUGUGGGUUGCUCUGCUCAACACCAUCGAGGCCUCAGCCCCGUGGGUGCAUGCGCUGUGUGUUGGAACGGGAACGGCCGACGACGGGGAGCAGAGGCUCGUGGGCCGCUGGUGGACCCGCGCUGCUUCCAGUGCGGCGCCGGGCGCCUUUGCGACGGCUUCCGGACGCGACAGCCAGACGGCUGGCCAGGAAAAAGACCCGCAGUGGCACAUCGAUGCGCGUUCGUCCGCGCGAGAGUCACAGAAGCUGCAUGCGGCGCGAGAGAAAAAGACGAAAGACGCGGUGUCGUACGUACUAAGAGACGGGCACGCCGAGCGCGAGGAGGCGUUCGGAAGCGCCGCGCCGGGGCGAGUUCGCCUUUUGGAAGAAGCCGCGCAGGCAUCCGACGGGAAAACGCACGCUUCAGACGGAGCGGCCGCGACCGCCGACGGCCGGCGCGCGCUGCGCGUGACGUUUAUUGCGCGCGGAAGAGGCGUGAAGGCCGGGCGAGUGGCGCGAGAGGUUCACGACAGAGCCGUGAUUGUGAAGUACAACUAUCUCGCGGCCGCCCUGAUUGUGUCCAUGUUUGGGAAAAUGGCGACGUUGUUGAUGAUGGCGUGGGAAGAGAACCUCCAUCUCCAGUAUUUCGUCUCCUUCUUCACACUCUCCUCAAACGUCGUCGCCGUGAGCGUCUUCUUGAACGGCGCCCACCCCGUCGCGUCGUGUCUCAUCGUCUUAGGCGCAGUGGGGGCGAAGGCGCUCGCGCGUCUCGCGCAGAUCCUGCUUUUGCCGCCUCUUAAGUUUCCUGCCUUUGGCAUUCUCACGCCCAGUCUCUACGGCGGGGCUCUGACCCAUCAGAGCUCCCUCGCGCUCCUCUCUCGAGACGCUCAGUGGGCGAUGUCGUUUGUGCUCGACCUCGUCACGUAG